CGUAAUAAUUGUGCGCCAUUAGUGUGACUGUACUAACAGAAGUCGGAAAACGCUUUUCCGACUCCAGCAUGGGUGGCAAAAAUAAACAGAGAACGAAAGGAAAUGUGCGGCCAUCCAGCAGUGGCAGGGCUGCUGAUCUGUUGGCCAGGGAGAGCGGUGUCGUACCUGGGUUUGUUGGAUUUGGUGUUUCGACCUCCAGUGAUCCAGGAUAUGUACCUGCUGUCCAAGGAGCUGAAGAGAUAGACAAUCUAGUUGAUGCAGACUUUCGCCUGGUUUUGCGGAAGUUGUCUAAGAGAGAUGCAGUUACUAAAUUAAAGGCAGUGCAGGAGUUUGGAGUGAUGUGUCAAGAGCGCCAGUCUGAUGUUGUGAAGGGUGUCCUCCCGUACUGGCCCCGGAUAUACUGCCGAAUAUCAGUGGAUCAUGACCGCCGUGUGCGAGAGGCCACACAGCAGGCCUUUGAGCAGCUGAUUUUAAAAGUAAAGAGGAAUCUGGCCCCCUACCUGAAGAGCAUCAUGGGUCACUGGCUUAUCGCUCAGUGUGACACAUACUCUCCUGCAGCAUCAGCCGCCAGCGCUGCUUUCCAGGCCACCUUUCCCCUUAACAAACAGGCUGAGGCCAUCAGCUUCUGUAAAGAUGAAGUUCUAAAUGUUCUUCAAGACAAUCUGCUAAAAGAAACAGCUGACACUCUUAGUGACCCACAGAGUGUGCCAGAAGAGGAGAGAGAAGCUAAGUACAUCCGUCUGCUGACCAGCUCUCUGUUGGCCCUCAAGAGACUGCUUAGUGUUUUACCUGAGCAGGACAGAGAGGUGCUAAAGGAGCGGUUGACACAGCUCAUCACACAGGGCAAGUUCUGGAAGUACAGCAAACACCAGACUCCACAGAUUCGAGGGGCGUUCUUUGAGGUGAUAGCCACGAUGUGCGUGCACACGCCCCAGAUGAUCCAAGCAGAGGCAGCUCGAGUGUGUUCUGCUGUGCUGCUGUCAAUUGACGACACCGACCCAGUGGUGUUGCCACCUCUGUGGGAAGCGGUACUCCAUAUUCUCUCCUGUGUUGAGAACUGUUGGACACAUGUUAGUGCCAGGAAAGGUGUGAUGCCAAAGCUCUGGGUGCUUCUUAAAGAGGGAGGUCGAGGUCUGGCGACAAGUUUGCACCCAAAUUUGCUCCCUUUCAUCAGCAAACUUCCAGCAGAGGUCACCCAGCCUGAACUGGACUUUGCUAGAACUUUCCUCACAUCAGUCAUUCAGGGAUUGUCCAGUGAGCGUGCCACGUCCAGUCCCUCAGAGUGUGCUGCCAUCAUUUUUGCCAUGAUGGAGUGCUUGCGUUUUAUCAUGCUGCAGAAUGCUGGAGACGAGCAGGAGCAGAAAAGCAUACAGAACAUGCUCAUCUCAGAACAGCUCCUGCCUUUGAUUGACAGAGCUCUGGGGAACCCAUCUCUGCAGGCUGGUCCUUUGUUCCUUCAGGUCUCCGAUAUGCUGCUGUCAUGGGAGAAGCGUGCGGCUGGGAAAGAAGCCGCCACCUUCCAAAGACUGCUCUCAGACUUUUGGGAGGGUUUGAGUCAACUGUGCACACGCUACGUUGACUGUGAGGAAGCUGAUCGAACCACUUUGGAGGGCAUUGCGUUACUCCUUCAAAUUAUGCAGAACCCAAACAGCUGUACCAUUAAACAGAACAAGAAGAAGAAAGCAGUGAAAAUCUGCUUCAUGGACCAAGAAGAAAGAAGCCAAGGGGAGGAACCUCAAAGGACAACUCCAGUGGUGGAGCCCACGGAUGGGCAAGAGAAACAAGACUGUCCCUUGAGAACCGGGCACCUGUUGGAUUUGGUGUGCCAGUUGGCCAAGCUCAACAUGGUGUACGUGAGCGAACGAGACUCGGAAAGGCACCUGCGGUUUUUGUCUCAGCUGCUUGGGGCGUUUCCAAGCCCUCAGGUGUUCCAGGUGCUGUUGAAGCCAAAGGAAAUGAAGCCUGAAAUGGGGUUGGAGCUCGGACCGCUCGCUGAAUGCCCAGCUGUCCACUUCCUCCUACAGAGAGUGGCUGUGUGGCUGAGACAGGAAGGCAGGAGGGACACAGACUUUCUGGUGGGCAUGGUGUUCAGUUCUCUGCAGUGCUGCAGCUCCAGUGCGGACAAGACUGCGAUCCUCAACCACAUCAGCAGGGAUUUGAAUUGGGCUGUGACCCUUCAACUUAUCGAAAAGGCUUGUGCAGAUCCUGUCCGUGUGGAGGUGUGUGUUGGCUGGCUGAGGGGUCCCGUGUUAGGGGAGAGGUUGGUGGGUUUGGCUGGAGAGCUGUGUGCAGUGGGUCUUCUUGGAUCCUCCUCCUCUCCUCUGUCUUCCCAUCACGGAUGGCCUCUUAUCAGCCUCGCCUUGUCACAGCAGCACAAUAAUGAGCCUCUCAUAGGCAAGGUGUAUGUGGAACAGAUCAUUGACAAGCUCCACGCCACCCUGUCGGAAGCGAAGGGCAUGUCAGAUGCUGGGAACAUGGAGCCGCUGGUCUCUUUCAUCUCUGAUGUGGCUGCCACCUUCUUCUCUUCAGUUAAGAGCUGCCUGCUGCUGGCAUCUGCUGAGGAGCUGCUUAUUACUGUUUUCCAGCUGUGUGCCCAAGACCAAACCAUCACUCACCUCUCAGAUGCUCUUCUCCUGAAGCUGAAACACGCCUACGCAGCUGGAGUUCAUUCACUGAUCACUCACCUGGGUGCAGGAGUCACGAAGGGCACCCUCCUCCACAGUGUUGCAGUCUGGGCUAAAAGUCAGCUGCUCACCGCGCCACUGACACUUAAAAGUCUCCAGGUUCUUGUGCAGGCUGUGGAGAGUCUGGCCCAAACUAUCAGCUCAGCCCAGAAGAGCAGCCAUCUCCUGUCUCAGUUCAUCUGUUGUCUGACCCCUACUGAAGAGGAGUGGAGCUGCAUCAGACGGGCACUGCCUCCACAGUGGGUGAAACACCCUCUACUGUGUGGCCAUCUCAGAGUGACGGGUGAAUAUCCCUGUAUGGACGUGUGGAAAUUCAAGGCAUCCAACAGGCUGCCUGCCCACCUGUGUGUCAGUGCAGUACUGGGGAGAAUCAUUCUCACUGCAGUGUCACCUGAUGACCAGCAGGUGGAGCCAGACUUCCCUGAAAUUCCUGAUCUCAAACACAUAGUUUCAGAGAUUCUCUAUGCACUACAGUGGUGUGAUGAAAUGGAGCUCUCCCCUCUCAUCGUGUCUGAAUAUCAUAAACUACUGCAGUCCUGGACCUUAGAGGAGAGAAUCCACAACAACGUCAUGAUCAAAACCAAUUUUAUAGACACACUUUUCACAAGGUCAAGGGAAGAAGGCUCCCUCUGGUCACUUUCUCUGGCAAAAUACAUGCAGAACAGCAAAAUAGACCCAAGUGACAUCAAGAACUUAUACAACAAUGUAGAAAGUUUCUUCCCCCUCUCAGAACACAGUGUGAGCACAGUGCAGGUGCUGUGUCCAUUUCUAUCCAAUGAGGAGAGAGAAUCACUCAUAGCCUUGUGUGUCGCUGAACUCCUUAACUGGCAGGACAGAGAACAGAACUGCACUGACAGUGUGCGUGCUUGUCUGGCAGUGCUGCUCUGCUGUCUACAGGCCAAUACGGCCGUGGAGGACGAGAUCUUAUUGGCUUUUGUAGCAACGAUUGCUGAAUGGAGGAACAGCAGAGAGGAAUGGUUCCUUUUCAACAGUGACUUGGGAAAAGUGUCCAGUCAAGCGCUGUCAUUGGCUGUCGAGAUUAUGCGUUUCCUGGUCUGGCUGGUGGAUCAUUCUCCAACAGUUUUGGACAACACGCACUGGGAUCUCCUGCUUUGCUCAAUGCUGGCAUGGCUCGAGACUGCCUGUGAGAACAUAGGAGUGUUCUGGAACCCUUGGGUACAGCUAUUUGUCUGUGAGAUCUGUAAGCUGAUUGUGAGGCUGAGUGAGUUCUUCACAUCACCCCCUGUUGGUGUGGUUGAGCAACUGCCUCCAGAACUGACCUCAGAGUGGAAGGAGUUUUUCUUGGAGGGAAUUCACAAUCUUUUGCUUCCUCUGCUUGUUAAGAUACCCGUGGACUUUACAGAACCAGAUGACCCAUUGUUCCCCCUGCCGGUGUUGAGGGCGGUGGGGGAGGCUCUCACCUACAUCCCAGUGGAGCUGCUCACACAGAAUAAACUACCUCCUCGGUUUGUAGCCGAUCAAAAGAGCGUCCUGCCAGAGCCCCUGCAGACCCUGCUGAACACCCUCUCACCCCUGCUGCUGUUCAAAGCUCGCCCGCUACAGCUUGCCGUCUACCACAUCCUGCACAAGGUGAUGCCUCUGUUGCCGGAGAGUGACAGUGAGAGUGCCAGCGCUAAAUCUGAGGAUGAAGAUGGAGAAGAACCAUGCUUGUCUCCUCCAGCAGCGUUAAUGAGCAUCUUGUCUGCCACAGAGGAGCUGUUGGAGAAUAUUUUAGGUGGUGUGCAAGUGGGCGAGUUUGCUGUGGUUCAGCCUCUCAGUGUGGAGCACUGCUGCAUUCUGGGAUAUCUGCUGGCCUGGAAACUCCUCCUCACCUUCUUCAAGGCCUCUUCAUCACAUCUGCGAGCUCAGUACUCUCUCCACUUAAAGAAGACUCGUUCUCUCCAUAAACUUUUGCUACACCUGUUCCGUCUUAUGCCUGAGAACCCCUCACUGCCUGGCCAGCCUGCAGAAACCUUGAGCAAAGAACCCAAGACAUUCUUCACUGAGAACCUCUCUCUCUCCCCCCGCAAAACUGAAGGUCUGCAGUUUGAGGUGCCUCAUCUGGCCUGCUCGGUGUACUAUGGUGCAUUGAAGGACUUACCUGCGAUGGUGCGUCUUUGGUGGAACAGCCAGGAGAAACGUGUCUUCAGCACGGUAGAUAAAUUCACUAGCAAGUACGUCAGCAGCUUAUUGUCUGCGCAGGAGAUCGUUUCUGUGCAGUCCAGCACCCUGACUUUUGAGAACAUGACGGUGAAAGCACGUUCUGCCACUCGGGAGGUGAUCGCUACAUACUCUGUAGAUGAUAUUUUCAUCGAAUUAGUGAUUCAGCUGCCUCAAAACUACCCCCUUGGUUCCAUCUCAGUGGAGAGUGGGCGGAGAGUGGGCGUGGCUGUCCAGCAGUGGCGCAAUUGGAUGCUUCAGCUCAGCACCUACCUCACACACCAGAAUGGCAGUAUCCUGGAGGGUCUGUCACUGUGGAAGAACAAUGUUGACAAGCGUUUUGAGGGGGUAGAGGACUGUAUGAUCUGCUUCUCUGUCAUACAUGGAUCCAAUUACUCGCUGCCAAAGAAAGCCUGCCGUACUUGCAAAAAGAAGUUCCACUCCGCCUGUCUGUAUAAAUGGUUCACAUCUAGCAACAAAUCUACGUGUCCUCUGUGCCGAGAGACUUUCUUCUAAGUGCUGCCUCCAUGGACGCAAGUAACGGAUGAAUGACGUCCUCUACGAAUAGCUGAGUCAGAGAGAAAUGUUCUGUUCGUAUGUUUGUGCAUAUUUUUAGUUUCUGAUUCCGAAGAUGCACCCAAUAACCUCUGUCUAAACAGAGGAACAACUGAACAAAGAGUCAGAAUGCUGGAAUACAGCACCGCAUUGGAUUAAAGACAAGAAACUUGACAGUACAAUGAAGGCUGAAUAAGUUAUAGCCGGUGUGCCUCUUUAGACUGAAUUUAUGGAUUUAAAAUAUUAAAUCUGUCAUUAUUUACUCAUCCUCAUAUCAUUCCAAACCUGUAUAACUAUCUUUCUUAUGUGGAACACAUUAGGAGACAUUUAGCAGAAUGUCCAAGCUGCUCUUUUCCAUACACUGCAAGUCAACAGGAACCAGGGACAGUCUUUGUCACCAUUUACUUUCAUUUGUAUGUAAAAGAGCAGCUUGGACAUUUUGUUAGGUAACUCCUUUUGUUUUCCAUGCAAUAGGGAAAGUCAAAUGGGUUUGGAACAAUAAGAUGGUGAGCAAAUGAUGACAACAUUUUUAUUUUUGGGUAAACUAUCCCUUUAAAUUCAGUUGAAAUGUCCUAGAUGGCAAGAUGGUUUACCACACAUCUGGUUACAGGUAUUUGGCUUUUACUAGUAGAACUUUUCUGAUGAAAUCAAACUGUUUAUAGCUUCAACUUAAAUGGAAAAAAAGUAAUUUGCUCAGAUAAAUGUGGGACCAUACCAAUGACCCCUGUAGAAAUAAUGGACUGAGUUUUGGCUUUUAAUCUCAGCUUGAUGAUACUCUGUAUAAUGACACAUGAUGCUCUUUCGAAGUGCUGUAUGCAGCAGUAAUUUGUGCUUGCUUUGAUCUUUAGUUGUCAUGGACUUUGUAAAAAAGAUGAACACAAUUUGUGCCCCUUAAAUACAGAUGUUUAUAAUAGUUUAUCAUA
Molecule: messenger RNA, 6322 nt
Organism: Myxocyprinus asiaticus (Chinese sucker)
Lineage: Eukaryota; Metazoa; Chordata; Actinopteri; Cypriniformes; Catostomidae
Gene: ltn1
Product: listerin E3 ubiquitin protein ligase 1
Exons: 30
Coding region: 69-5360 (1763 amino acids)
Biological process (GO): ribosome-associated ubiquitin-dependent protein catabolic process; rescue of stalled cytosolic ribosome
Cellular component (GO): RQC complex; cytosol
Molecular function (GO): ubiquitin protein ligase activity; zinc ion binding; ribosomal large subunit binding
Source: RefSeq, a predicted model, not a curated record